Molecule: messenger RNA, 905 nt
Organism: Symbiodinium necroappetens
Lineage: Eukaryota; Dinophyceae; Suessiales; Symbiodiniaceae
Source: the annotation of a GenBank genome assembly
AUGGCUACCGAUCUGGCUACCAUGCUGGACACCGUGUGUGUCAGUGUAGCCAACAGCGCUUCAAGCGUGCGGGUGGCUGACACCCUAAAAAGGCAGGCCGCAAACGCUUUCGAAGUGGGGGAGACCCUCACGCCGCAGGACGCUGCCGAUGUCAAGAGGCGGGCGGCGGCGGAUGCGGGCUACGAGGAGGAGGAGGAGGAGGGAAUCCACACUCUUGUUGUGGGGGCCUCAGCGUUCGAGCUCCGUCAGUGGGCCCAUCAUGGGCAUGUCUCGUUUUGGCUACCGCUGUGCGAGGGACGGAGGACCCACUACACGCAGACUACGUUGGCCACCUUGUCGCGAUUCGUGCGGUAUUACGGGGAGGCUUGCGAUGUGGCCUUGGCGACGGGCGUAUCUAUGUUUCCGAUGGAGCUGCUCUUCGAGGAGCUACCGACACUCGGCAGUGCCUUCGUCUUCAUCCGGCGGCGGGGCGGAAUCACGCUGUACGCCAUGGUGAACAACGACCACGCCCAGGAGAUCCUUGAAAGGCUCCGGGCGUCCACGGGCCCGUCGUGGUGGAUGUGCUCUUCCUCGACGGCCGCAGCGGUCUGGGAUACUAUGGUCGACCCGGCGCGGCUGGCACGCUCGUACACGUGGGCCACCGAGAAAGGGCUUUGCGAGCGGAUCGUCAGGUUUCCUAACUGCCAGGUCAAGCAGUAUGCCAGGGCGUACACGACCGACGAUGGCGCGUCCACCUUUGUGGAGGUCGUAAACGGGGACGAGACCAUGCAAUCCCUGAGUCGGCAGCAGAUCGAGGGUCAAGCGAGCCUGGUUGGAUGCGACGAGGAACCGGAGGGGCUGCGCAAGAUCAAAAAGUUGGCUGCGCAACAGAUCAACGAGUCUGUGCCAUCACCCACCAGUGUGAG